Molecule: messenger RNA, 459 nt
Organism: Medicago truncatula (barrel medic)
Lineage: Eukaryota; Viridiplantae; Streptophyta; Magnoliopsida; Fabales; Fabaceae
Exons: 2
Coding region: 1-459 (152 amino acids)
Cellular component (GO): extracellular region
Source: RefSeq, a predicted model, not a curated record
AUGGGUAGCUUAACUGAUAAGGAUUAUGAUUAUAACCAAUUGAUAUUAGGUGAAGAAGCAUAUCUUGCAGGCGAUACUACACCCUUUCAAGUGUAUAAUGGUGUUAACCAUGUAACAAUGGAAGGCAUAAAGGUUAGAAACCUAUUUCAAAGAUUAAAGUUUCAAGAAGUUAGGCUCCAAGGUUCUCCAUGGGCACUUUGUUACUUUGGGAGUGUAAGUAGAGACCUGAAAGGGUUUCCAGUGGUUACAUUUUACUUUGCUGGAGGAGCAGUAAUAGGUUUGGACACACUAAACUUUUUUGUACAAGCUAAGGAUGAUGUGUUUUGUAUGAGUGUACAUCCAAGCCAUGAUCUUUCAGUCAUUGGGUUAUUAGCUCAGCAGAGUUACAAUGUGGGAUAUGACAAAGAUAAGGGCCUUAUUUACAUCGAAAGCAUUGAUUGCCAACUUCUUAGUAGCUGA